This is a messenger RNA of Schizosaccharomyces cryophilus OY26, 1521 nucleotides long. Its product is annotated as THOC5 protein. Lineage: Eukaryota; Fungi; Ascomycota; Schizosaccharomycetes; Schizosaccharomycetales; Schizosaccharomycetaceae. The transcript has 2 exons. Gene Ontology annotation, molecular function: mRNA binding. Gene Ontology annotation, cellular component: THO complex part of transcription export complex. The record is from RefSeq and is a predicted model, not a curated record. Gene Ontology annotation, biological process: positive regulation of DNA-templated transcription, elongation; mRNA export from nucleus. Bases 93 to 695 code for a protein of 200 amino acids.
GCGUCGACAAAUUCUUCAAUUCCACCAACGAAAAGUAAAGUUCUCAAACUUCGUCAAAUUUGGCACUCUGUGACGCCUAUUAGCUUCCUGAAAUGUCAGAAAAUGCAGUAGCUGAGUGUUUAGAAACGUUGGAAUCUGCAAAGCGUUUGUGUUUGCAGAUUCACAGUAACAAGAAUGAAGAUCCAGUAAACGGCCAACAAAGAGCUCACGAAAUAAAAAAACAGCUUUCUGCUAGACUUUUACUUUUGAGAGCAGUUAAUCGUGAAUCAUAUGAGCAACUUCAAAGAGCAAAGGGAGCAACUUCUGAACAUCGUGCUGCUCUUGAACAAGCUUUAGUAAAUUUGCAAGCGUUACAAUAUCAGAAAUUACAUUUAAAUGCAAUCAUUAAAGAUUAUCAUGGCAAAGAACACCUGUAUACCCAGCUUCCACUAAUGUCUAAGGAAGAAUUUCUAAAAGAUCAUUCUGAAUUACAAAAUGCAACUGAUCAUGAAGUCAUGAUAGCAAGACUUCAAGACGAGCUAAAAGAACGCCAGCGGCUAUCUGGUCUCAAACAAGAUUUACUCAAACGAAAAGCAACUCUUAUUUCGGAGAACAAGGCCAAACGGAUCAAGUUGGAGAAGCUCGAUGACAAGCUAGAAGCCUUUUUCCGAUCUGUCAUUCCUGUACAAGAAUAUUACCGAAGUACUUCUCUAUGAGCUCGAUUUUACUGUCACAGAACGAGGAUUUUUUUUGCCGACGAUUCAUGCAAUGAUGAUAAUUUGUACAAAACGACUUAUAUUUAACAUACUGUUCACAGUCCUUACUGUGCUUUUACUGAUAUCAUGGUUUCAUUAGUUUGACUCAACAAGUGUUUGCAGCUUCUCAAGGUAUUGUCCCAGUUCUUGGCGAAUCUGCUUUCCUAGAGCUUCCCUUUGAGUUUCCAAAAGCUGCCGACGAGAUCUUAACUCACUUAAACGACUCAUUUUUCUUUGAACAUUUUCCUCACUGUUUAUCUGUCAAUAUUUAUUAUUUGCAUAAUAAUAACACUGGCUGUUGCCUGCUUUCCUCAUACUUUUUGUUUUGUAAAAGUUUCAUUUCCGUCGUUAGUUGCGAUUUUUCAUAUUCUAUCUGCUUUGUAAACUCUUGUUCAAUUUGGUCGCGUUUUCUGAUGCAUCGUUCCAUGUGUUUAAUGCUCAAUUCUUCCAAAACGCGCUCAAUCAUGUCAGAACUUUUUGGAAUUAGUUUAAUUCAUAUAAUUUAACGUUUCUACAUACUUAGAUUCAUUGGAAGUGGUGGUUUCAGUUCUUUGUUUCAUGCUGUCAAGUAUUAGUAGAAUCCAAGUUACGCGUAGCGCGUUCGGAACUUAUAUAACUGAAAAAAUAGGACCUCAAUGACAGGCCUUUAUACCAAGAAAUCAGAUAAUUUCUUUAAUUUUAUAUUUACCUCUUUGCUCAAUACUGAUUUGCUUUUAACUUAGUUUACAGUGAUAGCCCUGUACUGGUUGUUCAACAAUUCUAUACGAUAAUAAUUAAUAAUUUUUCC